Pararge aegeria (speckled wood butterfly) is the source of this 1169-nucleotide messenger RNA. It is a transcript of the gene GABPI, whose product is annotated as palmitoyltransferase ZDHHC23-A. The record is from RefSeq and is a predicted model, not a curated record. The transcript is spliced from 6 exons. Gene Ontology annotation, molecular function: palmitoyltransferase activity. The coding region runs from base 214 to 1086 and encodes 290 amino acids. NCBI's taxonomy places the organism in Eukaryota, Metazoa, Arthropoda, Insecta, Lepidoptera, Nymphalidae.
GAAGUCCAAAAUAACAAUUCGUACAAUAUUUAAUUUUUAAUAUGUAUCGGUAAUUCUAAAUUUCGUCUUUCUUCAAAGAAUAAAAUCGAUACGUUAUACAACCUUUUAUCUUUUGUAUAUAUUUGUGAAUGGAUUUAUUUUGCUAAUAUGUAUAAAGUGAAAUCAUGAAAUAUUUGUUUAAAUAUUGUUAAAUUGAAAUGUAAUCCCAAGAAAAUGGUUAGUUAUAAAAAUGUCAAAUCAACAAUAUCUUCUAGCAAAAUGGGUACAACAGUAAUUCCAACGAUGAUUGUUCAGGAUAUUUUGCCAUACGGACCGAAACUCUCUAAAAAAGUGGACAUGAGCGCUGUAUUACCUUUUGUUAUUUUGCCACUGUUGUUGGUUAUUGCUACAAUAUCCAGAUCAGUGACUAUAGUAGUGAUGAUUUUUAUUGGCAUGGGAGCGAUGUACGCGCAGUCUCGACCGCGGCAAAAAAACAGGUCACCAUUUUUCUACUCCUGGACAUUAUCGUCAGGUGUUUGCAUGUUUCUAGUGUUUGAGCUAGGAGUACUGAGGUUGUUAGAAAUAACUCAGCUGGAAAAUUUAGUGUUUUUACUCCUUCUUGCGAGCACUUGUUAUUUCUUUUAUAAAAUGAGAGCUGUUGCAGAUUUUGAACUUUCAACUGGAAACUCAAAAGGAAAAGAGUACAGUCCUGUACUGACUUCAGACUCAUAUUAUUGCCAAAUUUGUCAAUUAGAAGUUAAUGAAAGGUUCUUUCACUCUAUAUGGUGGGACUGUUGUGUUCUUAGACCAAACUACUCAUAUUUUUUGGCUGGCCAAGUGUUUGCAUUUGCAACUCUAUUGUAUGGAACAAAUUUAGGCCUGACUACUGUAUGUCAGCCGUUUAUCUUCUAUGAGACUAUACUUAUGCCAGAGGACUGUACUGAUGUGUAUUACGAUUUCAACCUCGCAAUCUGCUUUGUAGCCUGCGUCUAUGGACUUGGGUACGUUUUGGUGACCACACUAGUUCUAAUAAGACAGCUGCUCAUAUACAUUCCAAAAUAUAGUGAGCCAAAGUGGAGGAAAAUAGUAAAUGUAUUAACAGUAUAACUGUGUUAACCUAAUGGAGUAUUGCUCUUACAUUAAUCAAAUUGUUAAUGUAAUGUAUUCUUAAUAAGAAUCAGUCAAAAUUU